GAUCGGAGUGAGAAGCCGGUUUGAAGGGAGUUGGACAGGAGACUCGGGCGACGGCGAGCUGAAUGGGAACGUGAGAGAUCGGAAAGUGAGGCGAGGACUGACUGUCCCUGACUCGGCGUAGUUGAAAUAAGAAUAUAAUGCCUGUUCGACCGGCACAUCAGCGUAUGUAAUGCUGCCUUCUUCUGGGAAAUGUCACGCGUUAAGAAGAAGAUGAACGCGCAGUUUUAUCGCCAAACGAGUUUGAAGAACUAGAAGUGACAGUGAACGCCGACAUGGCUGGAGAGUGGAGACUACAGAGUGAGGGGAAAGAAAGUGCCAUUUUCGUGGUGUCGGUGUCAGGGCGACCAACGCCUUUCCCCCGUUCGCCUAGAUUACAAAGAAAUAUCCUUUAAAAAAGAUUACUUAAAAGCUCUAUACGUGUCAGAGAGCUGCGAAAGAUGGGGCUGCAUCAACGGGACUGGCGACACGGGGCGUUUUCCGGGACUCUGCUACAAAGUAAGUUGACCCGUAAUAAAAGGCAGGAAACUUGAAGUACUUUUUUCAUUUUUUGUUUCGUCGUGACGGUGGAAAUGGACUCGGAGACACCUUUUUUUUUUUUUUUUUUUUUUUUUUUUUUUUUUUUUCUCUUCUCCCCCCCCCCACAGGGACCGCCGUUGUGCCUUUCUGUUAACACGACACACAUGAUUCUGUAACGCUGACAGCGGGUGCUUCGCUAAAGCCUCCCGUACGUUUUUAAUGUACAAAAUGACGGCGUCGACGUGUUCGCGCUCGAGCAAAAAAGCGGUCGCGCGGCCAAGCGCCGCGCGAGUGUUGUUAACGUGUCAAACAGCGCAGUUCGUGCUCAGCGCGAGCCGUGCUGUAGGAAACACCCAGUGCGUUCAAUGUCGUUCGUGGCCGUGGGCGGCGCUUUCCUCCGCUCUACCUGUUCGUACAGUCAGAAGUUCACAGCCGACACACGGCUCUGCCUCGAACACGGGAAAUGGGAACUUCUGGGAAGGGGAGGAGGAGGAGGGGGAAACUGUUCAAAAGUAUCAUUUAAUCUUUUCUGGAAAGUGCAUCUUAAACUCGUUGGGGGAAGACAUUAAUGUAGGGACCUGUGCUAAUGCCAUAGGGCAGAUAUUAAAUGUGGACUUGAGACUAAAUGAAAGCUAGUUAGUAGUUUUCAUCGUCACUUUUUUUUUUUUUUUUUUGGGGGGGGGUUUCUUCAGCGAAGCCGUUUAUUUGAAGAAGAGGCGACACCUAAAAUGACCGCAGUCCAUGUGGUGAGGAGGGCCGGCUGGGCAGCCACACCCUUGAGUCACACUGGAUCAGCGUUUUCCUAGCAACUUUCUUCAAUUUCUCUCUUGCUGUGCUUCAUUUCCCUGCCCCCUAUUAUUUCGAUACACAUUUAACAAGAAUUGGAAUUUUAUUUAUUUUUUAUUUUUUUUUAAUGAAAGCACCUAACAUGGACGAGCGUUUCUUGGUGGUGUUUGUUGGGACACAGUGACACAGUAAGGGUGUGGUGGACCACACCUCGAGCUUGAUCUGUCUCCACGGUGACCCAAGAUCCAUGGCAGCACCUCUCACGUACAGCUCCUGACACAUCUCUCUUUCGGGGCGUUUCGCCAGUGACUGGACCGUCAGCGCAGACCCCCCACCCACACCACGCUUGUAACACUACGAGCUGAAGUGUGGGUGGAGUGACGCACUCGCUGGCUUCAGGCAUCAGGACCUUCUGGUGAGCUCUCCCCUGACGGGCUCCUCAAAACUGGUGAGGAGUGACAGCCGGAGCCUGGCAGGGCCCUCAGGCCACACAUCUGUAGCCCACCGUACAGCAUGGGCCAGCAGGUAAUUCACGCUGGAUUUUGAAAUGUGGUGCAUUGAAAGGGGUGGGAAUAUUUGAGUCUCUUCUAGAGAUUUCCAGUGACUAGUGGCUAUGGGAUACACUAAGUGGAAUUUUCAGGGAUGACUUGAUGAGAUUGAGGCGGAGCCAUAGAAUAGCCGUGCGUCUAGGGCCCUUAAUCUCAUUAUCUUUGUCUAAUCCCACUGGGACAGCGGUCUUCUCGCAGCAUCGUGUUUCAGCACGUUGUGUUAGGACAGACGGACGCGCCACGAUGGAAGAUGCCCUGCUGCUCGGUGUGGAGGGAGUGAAGAAGACCAUCCUGCAUGGAGGCACUUCAGAGCUGCCCAAGUUUAUCACCGGUACCAAGGUGACCUUCCACUUUCGCACGCAGCUGUGCAAUGAUGAGCGCACGGUGCUGGAUGACAGUAAGAAGGUUGGAAUACCCAUGGAGUUGGUUAUUGGUAACAUGUUCAAGAUGGAGGUCUGGGAGACACUGCUCAGCUCUAUGAGGAUUGGGGAGGUGGCCGAGUUCUGGUGCGACAUCAUUCACACAGGUAUGUAUCCCAUUGUGGCCAAGAGCUUGCGGCGCAUUGCAGAGGGCAAGGAUCCUGUGGACUGGCACAUCCACACAUGCGGCAUAGCCAACAUGUUUGCCUACCACACGCUGGGCUACGAGGACCUGGAUGAGCUGCAAAAGGAGCCGCAGCCCCUCUACUUUGUGCUGGAGCUUCUGAAGGUGGAGCAGCCGAGCGAGUACAACCGGGAGUCAUGGGCCUUGAACGAUGAGGAGCGGCUGAAGGCAGUGCCGGUGCUCCACGGACAGGGCAACAAGCUCUACAAGAUGGGCCGCUACGAAGAGGCCACCCUUAAAUACAAAGAGGCCAUCAUCUGCAUCAAGAAUGUGCAAACCAAGGAAAAGUCGUGGGAAGCGCCGUGGCUUAAACUGGAGAAGAUGGCUCUGACCCUAACCCUCAAUUACUGCCAGUGUCUCCUGCGCAUGGAGGAGUACUAUGAAGUCAUCGAGCACACCAGUGAUAUCAUCAACCAGCACCCAGGGGUCAUGAAGGCCUUCUACCUGAGGGGCAAGGCGCAUGUCGAGGUGUGGAAUGAGGAGGAGGCCAAGCGGGACUUUGAGAAGGUCCUAGAGUUAGACCCUGGAAUGAAGAAGGCGGUGAGGAAGGAGCUUGCUGUUCUGAACAUGCGCAUGGAGGAGAAAAAGGAGGAAGACAAACUCAAAUACAAAGGCAUGUUCUGAACAGUGGGGGGGGGGGAAAUCAGGCUGGCACACACUGAUGCUCCUCUAGCAUUUCCACCGAAAGAAAUGGAUAUAAGGGUCACCCUACAUCAUCUGUUUAAAUAGUCCUUUAUCCAGUUUUUUUAAACUAAAAAUAUUCAUAUUAUGAAGUACCUGCUCUGUUACACAUCUGAACACUUAAUUUCUCUCAAUGUAAUCUGUCACAAGUUUAAAUAAAACUGUCACAGAGGCACUUGCUGAACUGAAGGCUGCUCUGGCU
Molecule: messenger RNA, 3336 nt
Organism: Scleropages formosus (Asian bonytongue)
Lineage: Eukaryota; Metazoa; Chordata; Actinopteri; Osteoglossiformes; Osteoglossidae
Gene: aipl1
Product: aryl hydrocarbon receptor interacting protein-like 1
Exons: 9
Coding region: 1953-3077 (374 amino acids)
Molecular function (GO): peptidyl-prolyl cis-trans isomerase activity; protein binding
Source: RefSeq, a predicted model, not a curated record